Molecule: messenger RNA, 1293 nt
Organism: Mycetomoellerius zeteki
Lineage: Eukaryota; Metazoa; Arthropoda; Insecta; Hymenoptera; Formicidae
Exons: 2
Coding region: 1-1293 (430 amino acids)
Source: RefSeq, a predicted model, not a curated record
AUGUAUUUAAUCCUCUCCAAAGCCAAACCCCCUCCACCAAACAUCACUAGACAAGAGCGAUUGGCCCUCCAAGACCUGAACAGGGACACAGACAUCAUCGUGCUCCCAGCCAACAAAGGCAACACGACAGUAGUUAUAAAUACAUCAGACUACAAGAAAAAGAUGAAGAACUUUCUCUCGGACAAAGCAUACAAAAAGCUUGAUAAAGAUCCGACUAAUACAAUCGCACAAAAAACCAAGACCCUAGUGGAGGAAAGCAACGUUCCCAGUAAAACCAAAUCGACAUUAAAACCUGCAAAUCCUCUCCCACCAAGACUGUACGGACUACCAAAAGUACACAAACCAAACAUUCCCUUCAGACCGAUUGUCAGCGCCAUAUACUCCCCGACGCACAGCCUAUCCCGCUUCCUAGCACAAACACUACAACCCCUCACUGGAAAAACUGAAUCAUGCAUCACUAACUCGACGGACUUUAUAAAAAAGAUCCGACUACAUCCCACAGACCUGCUCAUAAGUUUCGAUGUAGAAUCCCUUUUCACACAAGUACCAAUAAAAGACACACUAAACAUAAUAAAGGCAUCACACAAAGUCCCCUUUGACCUCAUCCCGCUAAUAGAGCACUGCUUAACAACCACCUACUUCUCCUACAACAACCAAUUUUAUGAACAAACUUCAGGAGCGGCAAUGGGCUCCCCUAUCUCUCCUGUAAUCGCCAACAUCUUCAUGGAGCACUUCGAGAAAGAGGCCCUCGGAAAAACACCGAAAAAGCCAGAAGUUUGGUUCCGCUAUGUAGACGACACAUUCGUAAUAUGGAGACACGGCAGAGCAGAUCUCCGUAAAUUCCUUAUUUUCCUCAACAAACAACAUCCAAAUAGCCACUUCACCAUGGAUAUAGAGGAAAACGGAAAACUCCCCUUCCUAGAUGUUCUUGUCUCCAAGAAAGCUGACGGUACCUUAGGGUAUCAUCAAGUGUACAGAAAACCAACACACACAGACAGGAACAACAGACCGAAUCGGCAGGAUAUUAAACAAACACAACAUCCAAACUAUCUUCAAACCAUCCAAAAAGAUACGACAAAUCUUAAAAAAUCCCAAAGAUCAAAGACCUCCACUCAGCUCCGCAGGAGUAUACAAAAUACCUUGCUCCUGCGGGCAAGUAUACAUCGGAGAAACCGGGAGAAUGGUCAACCUACGGAUAAAAGAACACCAACGCGAUGUCAGGCUAAAACACGCCACGCAGUCGGCACUAUCAGAACACAAUAUCGAAACAGGACAUCAAAUACAGUUCGAUAA